CCGUUUGCCGUGGCACACAGCACAGGACACCGAUUUCACGUUCAAGGCGAAGCGCGAAACUAUUCUAAGUUCGGCCUUCGAACACAUGCCGGUGUUCGAAAUCGGUUGGAGUCGCGCUGAUCGGCCCCAUUCGAGGGGGCCAUGACGCGUUGGCCCGUCCUACUGCUUGCACUGCUCUCGGUGGCGUUCGGUCAUGUCCCGGCGGUGGCGACCCUGAUUCCCGGCCCGACUGGUGGCGCCGGUAUCGGUCACACGCCGAGCGGCGGUACCGGCGGUUCCGGGAGCCCGAGCGCGGCCGAAGCGUCUGCAUCUUCGGCCCUACCACACUAUCAUGACCCGUAUCAACCUCAGUCGCUGCUGCUUCAGCAUCAAUCAGCAUCGUCCACCAGCCAGCAGCAGCACCAGCAACAGCAAACACACUCGUCCGGCUCGUACAUUACGAAGAUGCCGGAAAACUCGCCGCACCAGAAGUUCCGCAACAAUCGGACGGUGCUGACGCUCGGCUAUCUAACAGCGGUCAAGGGUGAUCUGAUCGAGAAGCAGGGCCUCACCAUCUCGGGCGCCCUCACGAUGGCCCUGGACGAGAUCAACAACGAUCCGGAGCUGCUGCCGAACGUGACGCUCGCCCUGCGUUGGAACGAUACGCGCGGGGAUACGGUCGUGGCGACACGUGUCAUUACCGAGAUGAUUUGUGACGGUGUGGCGGCAUUCUUCGGACCGGAGGGUACCUGCCAGACCGAGGCGAUCGUUUCGCAGAGUCGCGAUAUACCAAUGAUCUCGUAUAGAUGUUCCGAGCUGCAGCGUAGCUCCAAAAUUCCUACCUUCGCCCGAACCGAGCCACCCGAUACUCAGGUUACCAAAUCCAUCAUCUCCCUGCUGACCUACUACGGCUGGCGCAAGUUUUCCAUCAUCCACGAGCAGCUGUGGAAGAAUGUGGCGACCUCGCUCGAAGCGCAAGCCACCCGCAACAACCUGUCCGUCAACCACGUCGAGAUGGUGUUCGACAACUACAAAUGCUGCCAGGACGAUAUGGACUGCUGCCGUAGUGGAUAUUGGUACACGGUCAUACAGAAGACGAUGAACAGGACGCGCAUCUACGUGUUUCUCGGCAACAGCAACCAGCUCGUUGACAUGAUGGCCACCAUGGACGGUAUGCAGCUCUUUGCCAAAGGCGAAUAUCUCGUAAUAUCCGCCGACAUGAUGACUUAUUCGCCGAAAUUGUCGAACAAGUAUCUGUGGCGGGUGGAAAAGCCACCGAACGUGCGAACCUGCCAGGAUUUGCCGGGAAAUUUCGAACGACGGAGCAGAAGUUUGCUGGUGGUGGUCGCCUCCGAACCACUGCCAACGUUUGUCAACUUUACGCACAAAGUGCGCGAGUACACGCAGAAGGAACCGUUCUUCUUCAAGCAACCGUCGCUGUUCCAUCAGUUUGUGAAGUACGUGUCGAUCUAUGCCGCCUAUCUGUACGAUUCGGUGAAGCUGUACGCCUGGGCACUGGAUAAGCUGCUGAAGGAGGAACAGCUGCACCGGCCGCUGACGAGCGACGUGAUACGGGAAGUGGCCAGCAACGGUACCAAGAUUAUUGCCACCAUCAUCAACAACCGGACGUACCAUAGCGUUGCUGGUGCGACAAUUAAAAUCGACGACUAUGGCGAUUCGGAGGGCAACUUUUCGGUACUGGCACUUAAGCGUGAGAACUAUACGGAGGCAAACUUUUCCUGCGAGUUCCAGAUGCGUCCGGUUGCACACUUUCAGAUGCGGCAACCGCAGAACCUCAACGACACGAACCAGCAUCGAAACGAUGAAAUUCCAGAGUUUAAACUGUCCAAGGUUGGCAAUGCGAUCGACUGGCCCGGUUCGGACCGACCGAUGGACGAGCCGUCGUGCGGUUUUAUGAACGAACACUGCAUGAAAGAUGACACCCAUAUCAUGUCGAUGGUGGUGGCGGGCGUCCUUGCCCUCAUACUCUUCUGUGCGGGCGUCAUCACGAUGAGCAUCUAUCGCAAAUGGAAAAUCGAGCUAGAAAUCGAGGGUCUGCUGUGGAAGAUUGAUCCGGGCGACAUCAAGGGCUACUUCAACACGGAAAUUGUGUCCUCGCCGAGUAAGCUCAGCCUGGCCAGUGCCCAGUCGUUUGGGUCACGGUGCUCGAACCAGGUGUUCACACCCACCGCCCGCUUCCGGAGCGUGGUGGUGCGCAUCAAGGAGCUAAAGUUUUCCCGCCGCAAGGACAUCUCGCGCGAAAUUAUGAAGGAGAUGCGGCUGCUGCGCGACCUGCGGCACGAUAACAUCAAUAGCUUCAUCGGUGCUUGCGUGGAGCCGAUGCGGAUAUUACUAGUCACUGAUUAUUGUGCCAAGGGAAGCCUGUACGAUAUCAUCGAGAACGAGGAUAUCAAGCUAGAUGAUUUAUUUAUUGCAUCACUGGUGCAUGAUUUAAUUAAGGCAAUGAUCUACAUUCACAGUUCAGCUUUAAACUAUCACGGUAACUUGAAAUCGUCCAACUGCGUCGUAACGUCGCGCUGGAUGCUGCAGGUGACGGACUUUGGACUGCACGAUCUUCGCCACUGUGCCGAGAACGAGUCGAUCGGCGAACAUCAGCACUACCGAAAUCUUUUCUGGAAGUCACCGGAAUUGUUGCGGCAACCGAACGUUUACGGUAGCCAGAAAGGGGACGUGUACGCGUUCGCGAUCAUCCUGUUCGAAAUCAUUGGCCGCAGGGGACCGUUCGGGUAUACCGAGCUCGAGCCGAAGGAGAUUAUCGAUCGGGUGAAAGCGCUGCCCGAACCGGGCAAGGAACCAUUCCGGCCCGACAUCGAGAGCGUUAUCGAGAACGAGAAUGUGUCCGACUAUGUGAUCAACUGCAUACGCGACAGCUGGGACGAAAAUGCCGAAUUGCGGCCCGAUUUUCCCAAUAUUCGGAAUCGGCUAAAGCGUAUGCGCGGCGGCAAGUCAAAGAACAUCAUGGACCAGAUGAUGGAAAUGAUGGAAAAGUACGCCAACAAUCUGGAGGAGAUUGUGCAAGAUCGGACCCGGUUGCUGUGCGAGGAGAAGCGCAAGACGGAGGAUCUGUUACACCGGAUGCUGCCCCAACCGGUGGCAGAGAAACUGACCAAAGGGCUCGGCGUCGAGCCAGUAUCGUACGAUUCGGUGACAAUCUACUUCAGUGACAUUGUUGGUUUUACAGCGAUGUCCGCCGAAAGUACGCCACUGCAGGUGGUAAAUUUCCUGAACGAUCUGUACACGGUGUUUGACCGCAUCAUCAAGGGCUACGACGUGUACAAGGUGGAAACGAUCGGUGACGCGUACAUGGUGGUGUCCGGGUUGCCGAUAACGAACGGAAACCGACACGUCGGUGAGAUCGCUUCGAUGGCACUGGAACUGCUACAGGCCGUACGCAGCCACCGGAUUGCACACCGACCCAACGAAACACUAAAGCUACGUAUCGGCAUCCAUACCGGACCGGUGGUGGCCGGUGUCGUUGGUCUUACAAUGCCCCGGUACUGUCUGUUCGGGGAUACGGUUAACACCGCGUCUCGGAUGGAAUCGAACGGCGAGGCCCUAAAGAUACACAUCUCCCAACAGUGUAAGGAUGCGCUCGAUACGCUGGGCGGUUAUGUGAUCGUCGAGCGAGGCCUGAUCGCGAUGAAGGGUAAGGGUGAGGUGAUGACGUACUGGCUGGAAGCUGCCACCGAGCAAGCCAUCCAGAAGAUUCCGGUCGAUGUGAGGGAUCUGCCACCGCCACUAUUCUGUCGUCCGAGGCGCAGUCCAAAGAUGACGUUCGAUUCGAGACAUCCGAGCAUUAUUGGGCUGCCAGGUGGUGGAGGGAUAAUGAGUGGGAUGGGUAGCUACAUGAUGGGUAGUAGGCGACAAUCGUGCGCUCAUCGUGUUGGUGGUGGUGCAGAUCACGAAAGCAGUUACAGUCUGCAGGGAUCGAUGUUUGGGCCGAUGGUACCGAUGCGUGCCGAAUCGCCAUCACGCCGCCACAUGCUUGAUCAUCCGGUAUGCGGUCGGGAAGGUUCGAUGGCGUUGGAUGACGUUGGUGACGAUUAUUCGCAGUCUACACUGGAUCAGCGAACGGCACCAGUGACUGCAACAACGGCAACGCUUGGAAGCAAAAUUGCUUCGAGUGAUAAUCUAAAGCGAGCUCUGUUCGGGAACAGUCCAGGACGACGAUUAAGCCACAAGCUACGCUCGAUUACAUCGGCCGACGAUUACAAACAGCUGUGCAGCAACAGGUCCGCUAACGGGGGUCGAUCUCCCGAGGCGGCACUAUUGCGCGAAAGCCGUUCACUCGAUCCGUUCCCAGUGACGAUAGAACCGAGACGUAAACGGUUGGAUGCACUCGCGAAACGGGUGCCAAGGUUAGCGAAAACGAUUGCCGCACCAUCCCGUACCGGUUCGCAAACGUUCGCACCGACGGCACCGACGAUUGUUUCCACGAUCAGCCAUGAAUCGAUCACGGACGGUGGUACCGUCCGACGGCAGCCUGAUGGCGAUCAGCAGCACCAGCGUCAACUGUCAACACUUACCACGAACACCAAAGCACCGAACAACAGUCACAACAGCGAUCAGCAAUCGUACCACAAAUAUCUCCACAACAACAACUGCAACGGUUCGAUCGGCAACGGUGCCGGGCAGGAGGAGCAGGCAGCCACCUGUCCACUUCUAACCCGCCAAACGUCCCUUACCACACCGCAAGAUCACGACUGUCCCGGGCUGUACACGAACAACAGCAGUAGCAAACGGUGGUACUCGCUCGAACACGUCGGCGUACCGGAUGAGGAUGCCUGUAGCAAAAAGUCGCUCACGCGCAGCUCGAUCAAAUCGUGGCUGGUAGGAUUUAUACACGGCAAUGGCUUUAAAUCGAGCGAUAGCUCGUUGCGAAAGGUGGGCGUAUUGCCGGUCGGGGUCGGUGGCGUUACCGGGUUUGGCGAGUUGCAACCGACGCCUGAAAAGGAAAGCAUGGUUUGAAGGAAUC
Molecule: messenger RNA, 4975 nt
Organism: Anopheles maculipalpis
Lineage: Eukaryota; Metazoa; Arthropoda; Insecta; Diptera; Culicidae
Product: receptor-type guanylate cyclase Gyc76C-like
Exons: 14
Coding region: 142-4968 (1608 amino acids)
Biological process (GO): protein phosphorylation; receptor guanylyl cyclase signaling pathway; intracellular signal transduction
Molecular function (GO): peptide receptor activity; protein kinase activity; guanylate cyclase activity
Source: RefSeq, a predicted model, not a curated record